AUGGAUGAGUCUCAGCAGAGCCAGGAGGCCAGUGCAGGGGGCACUCACUGCUCCAAAGCUGACUCUGUUGGUUUUGAGGAUGACCAUGAUCAAACUGCACAAGAAAUACCAGUGAAUGAAGUGCCAGAGAAUGAAGCUCUUUCUCCUACAUGUGUCACAGACAGGAUAUUUUUCAUUGACUUAGCCAACAAGCAACUGUGAACCAUCUCGACGGGGGUCUUGAGUCUAGAAUAUCUGGAAGAGCCUCACAUGGAAAAGAACCUGAUUGUAAGCAUCUCCAGAGACAUCAAUCACCUGAGGCACGUGAAGGUCCUCUACUUGGAAUAGAAUCACAUACAGGACAUAUGCAAAGAACUAGGGGACCUGAAAUGUCUUCUGAGCUUAGAUUUAAGUAACAAUCCCUCUUGUAGUUCGCUGCUAGUUAGCAGCAAGUUGCAGUCCCUUCGUCAGCUCAGGCUCUAUAAAACAAACUUGUACAAAAUCCCAGUACAGAUCUGUGAAUACCUCCAUCGUGUUGAACUGCUUGGCCUUCCUGACAAUAAUCUCAAGUGUCUGCCUAAAGAAAUAGUGAACCUGACAAAACUCAAGGAAAUUUACCUCCAGAAAAAUAGAUUUAAAAGUUUUCCCAAGGAGCUUUGUCAUAUUGCUAAUUUAGAAAUAACCAAUCUGGAACAAAAUCUAAUCAGUUUCAUCCCAGAAGAGGUAGGCUUUUUGACAAACUUAGUUAAGCUAUUUUUAGCUUUUAAUAACUUAUCCUCCAGUCCUCCUACACUGCAACGCUGCCAGAAGCUGGCUGUGCUGGAUGUGUCUUAUAAUCUCCUGCACAAGCUUCCCCUAUGUUUGAAGAAUCUCACUGAAAUGAGAGUACUCAGACUGUCUGCUAACAGCCUGAAGAAGUUCCCACACCAGAUCUGCUGCUGGCCAUCCCUUUCCUGUGUUUAUCUGAGGAACACCGGACUGCGCACCGUACCCAGGUCCUUCACCAGAUUAACUAGUGUCAGGAUACUAGAUCUGAGUGAAAAUUGCUUUGAUGAGAUUCCUAAAGGAAUACGUACUAUGAAAAAUCUGGAAGUAUUGGCCCUAGAUGGCAAUCAGAUACAGGAGAUACCUGUGGAGGUGAAAGAACUGACAAAUUUGAAAUGCCUUAGCCUGUCUGAAAACUAAUUCAGUAUCUUUCCAAAGGAAAUCUUGCUCCUGGAGUCAUUAGAGAGAUUAUACCCGGGACAAGAUAAAGGAAUUAAAUUCACAAGUCUGCCAGAAGACAUCAGCAAAUUGCAGAAUCUGAAAGAACUGCAUAUGGAGAAUAAUUGUCUGGAGUACCUGCCCGCAGCCAUCGGCUCAUUGAUCCACCUGAAAAUACUUGACUGUCGCAACGAUCUCCUCAAACAGCUCCCAGACUCUGUAUGCCAAAUACAAGGUUUGCAAAAACUGCUCGUUCAGAACAAUCACCUGUCCCAGCUGCCCGAGGAUUUGGAUCUUCAGCAACUGGAGUUGGUCCUUGUGGAUAGGAACCCUACUACAGACCCUCCGAUUGAAGUGUGCUGCUAGGGGACAUCUGCCAUCUGGGAAUACUUAGGGGAAAAAAGGCGUAAAAAGGCCAUGAACUUAAAGAUCCAAAGUUUGUGGCAUGGGUUGAUGAAUCAAAAGGGGAUUGGAACUUUCCUGACACUUAAGAAUUUAACGAAAAAAAGAAAGAAGGAAAAGAAAGGAAAAGGAAAGGGAAAAGAGAAGCCUGUAAAAGGAUCAGAAGCCAAAAAGUUAUAUUUGGGCAGUAAACUGCACAGAGCUCUUUUCAUUUACAAGAAGGGCAAAUGUGAGAAGAGAUAA
Molecule: messenger RNA, 1827 nt
Organism: Aptenodytes forsteri (emperor penguin)
Lineage: Eukaryota; Metazoa; Chordata; Aves; Sphenisciformes; Spheniscidae
Gene: LRRIQ4
Product: leucine rich repeats and IQ motif containing 4
Molecular function (GO): protein binding
Source: RefSeq, a predicted model, not a curated record